Ilyonectria robusta is the source of this 1325-nucleotide messenger RNA. RefSeq lists its product as uncharacterized. Bases 143 to 886 code for a protein of 247 amino acids. The transcript has a single exon. The record is from RefSeq and is a predicted model, not a curated record. NCBI's taxonomy places the organism in Eukaryota, Fungi, Ascomycota, Sordariomycetes, Hypocreales, Nectriaceae.
AGGGGUUUGCAUUUACUAGGCUGGGCCUUUCUAGACCUGGGUCUGUAUGGAGUAUGAUGGAGAUGGAGCGAGUACAGUACGAUGGGGUACAAACGACAAAGUCGCCUGGACAAUGGGCGAUGGGGCCUGGACGCAGUGAGCAAUGCGGGCAAUGUAUUUGGGGAGAGACAGACUCGGCGUUAAUAGCCGGCGCAGAAUAGACUCUUCCAGGAUACUUGGGCCUUUUACAGGAGACUCUCACUCACUUUCUCUCUCUCUCUCUCUCUCUCGAACAGGGACACUCUCUCAGGAACAGGAUUUCCCAACUCUUCGCCAUGCCUCCAGUCGACUCCUCACAUCGCUGCCCCUUGGCACCAGGCCCAGAAGCGACAAGCCCGCCCAUAGUGCACCCGCUUUAAGCCCAAGCGGCGAGAGGGGAAGCAACAGGCGCAACGCAGCAAUCUCGCUCUGGGCCAUCCGAUGGGGGCAAAAGGCGAUAGAGCGGCGGGGGGGGAACACAACUCCGCUGGAGCUGCCGCUGGGGGGAGUGAGUGGUGUGGUGGUGAGCCAGUCCAGGUGCCACCCCAGGCGGGCCAGGCUUGCAGGGCCCCGAGGUGCUGGGGGCGAGGGCGCUAGAGUGCGGUCCUGGCCACAGCCGAUGUACCAAGUACGGCAGAGGGAGCUAGAGCAGGUCCAUAGGUCCCUACCUAGGUCCAUAUCCAGAGAAGAGCCCACGUCUGCUACAGUCGAGCCCACUUCCGCUGCCCGCUUCCGCAAGCCGCAGCCCAACAUCCCAUCCACAUUCGCAUCCACAUCCGCCGAAAGCCCACCGGCGCCGUGGAAAAGCACUGACCAGGCCCGCCCAUCCCCUAGUCGCGACCCCCCUACGGCCUACGGGCGCCCCUAGCACGUCUGGACGAACCGCUGCGAGGUGUGUCCACGGGUGGGCUUGUAGUGGGCUAGCCACUGUGAAUCCCCCCCCCAAGAGGCGAUCCUCAAAACCGCGACCCUGCCCUGGCUGCCCCUUCAGGUACCUCCCUCGCAAUCUCCAAUCCCAAUCUCUCGCCCUCUCCUCUCCCUGAAUCUCUCCUCCCAUACAUCAUCCUCCGCCCUCCACCCUCAGGAGCGCGCGCGUCUCCUCCUCGUCCUCCUCUUCAACCUCCACCUCUUAUCCGGGCAGUAGAACGAACAGAGUCUCAUUCUCUCCCUCGUCGUUCCUUCUAUUUCGUGGCUUCACCUGUCCUUUUUUGUCGCAGCCAUCCAGUCCACGCGGCUUGGAUCGACCCAACCGACCUAUUUUGGACCCUUGUUCUGAGACCACCAGACCACCAAGACCCAAAUCCAAG